This is a messenger RNA of Chlamydomonas reinhardtii, 4842 nucleotides long. RefSeq lists its product as uncharacterized. Gene Ontology annotation, molecular function: protein kinase activity; protein binding; ATP binding. The coding region runs from base 309 to 3524 and encodes 1071 amino acids. The transcript has 8 exons. Lineage: Eukaryota; Viridiplantae; Chlorophyta; Chlorophyceae; Chlamydomonadales; Chlamydomonadaceae. Gene Ontology annotation, biological process: protein phosphorylation. The record is from RefSeq and is a predicted model, not a curated record.
AAGAAACAUCAUUGACGCGACCACAGCCGGCCCUCCGUGAACACACCUGACAAACGCACCCGGGAACAUACAGAGAACUAGGCCGGCCCUGUGGAUAGCUUUUAUCAUACCACAAAGUUUUCGAUAGCAGCGGAAGAGCCAACCUGGCACCGGCCACCUGCGGGCGCGGCCAGAGCCACUUCCCAACGCGUGUCAGUGUAUUUCGCCUCGUCAUUGAGUGUCACACACUGGCAUCGCAGUCUUGGACUUAGAUUAUGCACGCCUAGGCCGCAGCGGAGCCGCUCUGGCUGCAUUUCUGAGGCUUGAGGAUGGGAAAUAAUCAAAGCUCCUGCUGUUUCGCCUCGCCCGCGGAGAAGUAUGAGGUGCCAAUUCUCCCUGCGCAGCAGGACGGCGCGCCAAAGCAGGCUACUGAUGACAACCUCAAGAGUGUGCCAAAGCCGGGCGAAACGGCUGCGGGCGCAACUGGGACGGACGGGGGCGCCAGCAGUGUGAACAUUGCCAGCGCCACCGCGGGCACCUUUGCGACUACAGACCCAAACCUAGUGGCUCCAGAACUUGCUCCAGAGAUGGGGCUACCCUACCAGUUCCACCACUGCGGCCCACCGCUGCCGCCGUGCGACGACAUGCGGCUGCGCACCAUCAAUGCAUUAAAGACAGCCGGCAGCGUCAAGAUGGACGCAGACGCCAUUGAUGCGCCGCCGGACCCGGAGAUUGCCUCCAUCCUGAAGCUGGUGCAGUCCAUUUUCGAGGCGCCUGCGGCGCUGGUCGCGCUGUUCGACGACCGCCGCAUCUUCAUUCGUGAUGCGGAGGGCGCCUUCAAGCGCGGCGACUUCCCCUGGCGUUGGUCGUUCUGCGGCUGGACCAUGGCCAGCCGCAACGACCAGAUCAUGGUCAUCCCGGACGCGCUCAAAGACGCCAGGUUCUGUAACAACGAGAUGGUGCGCGGCGGCCCCGGCGUGCGCUUCUACUGCGGCACGCCGCUCAUCGCCUCCAACGGCCACCGCAUCGGCACGCUGUGCUUUGCUGACGUCAAGCCGCGCGAGUUCGACGCCUCGCGCUGCGUUGUGCUGAACAACCUGGCGGAGCUGGUGGUGCGGCACCUGGAGAAGGACAUUGCGCUGCAGCUGCGCGCGCACGACAACAACAGCCUGGCGGCGGCUUAUGGCAACCUUCGCCGCACGCUGGACUGCUUCGACCACUGCGUCGCGCUGGUGGACACGAGCGCGGCGGGCUGGCGCAUCCUGUUCGUGAACAACCCCGCCUGCAAGAUGCUGGGCAUUGAGCGCGAGUCUCUGCAGGGCAGCUUCCUGUCACGGCUGCUGGCUGAUGUGGACGGCUCAAUGCUGCCCACCGACACGCACGAGAAGGCCGCGGCGCAGGGGCGCGAGUUCCAGGUCAACUCGCGGCUGACGCGGGAGGUGACGGAGGAGCUGGACGAGAAGGAGAAGAGCACGGCGCUGGUCACCAAGGAGCAUCGCUACCUGCUCACGUUCAGGCCCGCCUCGCGCGAGGACCUGGACGAGGGCACCCUCUCCAUCGGCGUGCCCUCCUUCAUCCCCACCAACGCCAAGCUGCUGGAGGGCACCGCCGGCGACUCGGGCAGCCUGGCGUCAGCCACCUCCAGCGUCGGCGCGGCGCAGCGCCGGCCCGACCGCCUGUACUUCAUGCUGAUGCAGGACGCAGUGAAGCUGGAGGCGGAGCGAGCCGCCGCCAAGGCCAAGGCGGAGGCCGAGGCCAAGGUGGCCGCGGCGUCCAUGCUGACGCCGGGCGGCUCCUCCAACGCCACCUCGUCCGCCUUCAGCACGGACCGCGAUCUGCAGCAGCCGCCCGAGUCUAUCAACGGCCUGUCCAUGGGCCACCUGCUGGGCAAGGGCGCGUACGGCAGCGUGUACCACGGCACGUGGUACGGCACGUCCGUGGCGGUUAAGAUCAUUGAUGAGGAGCUGCCGUCGGGCGCCGAGUCCAUUGCGCCGCCGAUUGAGGCCAUCCUUAGCAAGGAGCUGCGCCACCCGCACAUCGUCGCCACGCUGCGCUGCGCGCGCCGCAUCAUCAACCCCUCGGGCAGCUCGCACGGUGUGUCCAGCACAACCGGCAGACUGUCUCGCGCUGCGCUUACCGGCGGCGGCGUCACGAUGACGAGCGGCGGCAACCACAGCCGCGGCGGCUUCAGUGACGACACCGCGCGCACGGCGUCCACGCUGGACAACACCAGCGCGGCCGGCGUUGCGGCUGGGGGCUCAUGCGUGCAGCCGCACACCGCUGUCGCCGGUAACGCGCAGCCCAGCGACGGCUGGCUGGCUGAUGAGAUGCCUCGCAGCUCGCCCAACGGCACUGCGGCGCCGGUGGUUGCGGCAGCCAAGAAGCAGUCGGGCGGCUCAGAUGGCACGGCGGCCAGCGGCUUCACCGCCGCCGGCACCAGUGGCGCCAUGACGGGUUCGGGCUCGGGCAGCGGGAUCGGCGCCAGCACCGCCGCCGAGUCCAUGGCCGGUGACUCGUCACACGUCACCAACUCGGCAAAGGCUGGCUCUGAGCUGUCAGUGAAUGCCUCCGCCAACGCCCCCGAAAAGCGCAGGGCCGACAUCAGCCUCGCAGCGGGCGGCUCGCUCGCAGAAGGCAAGGCGGCCCACCUGCGUUCUGCCUCUGCGGCGGCGCCACACGGGCCCGAGGGCACUGCUGUUGCUGCCGCGCCUGCUGAGCCCGCCGAGCGGACGUCCGCUGAAGACAGCGAGGAAUACGACGACUUCAACUGUGCUGGCGGCGACAGCAACAUGAGCCCUUUCAUGAUGGCGCCCGGCUCCGCGCCGCCGCAGGACAGCGCCCCACGCGGCGGCCCCGGCCGCGGCGGCAGCGAGCACUGGCCGCAUGACGAGGUGCUCGUCCGCCACCAGACCUGGCUUAUCAUGGAGUACUGCGACCGCGGCUGCCUGCAGGACGCCGUGGACCGCGGCUGGCUGCGCGUGUCGUCGGCACUGGAGAGCAGUGGACCGCGCAUGGACGCGGUGCUGGCCACGGCGGUGGAGCUGGCCAGCGCGUUGGCGUUCCUGCACUCCAAGGACAUUGUGCACGGCGACAUGUCGGCCUGGAACAUCAUGCUGUGCACCUCCGGCGCCACUGCCACUGUGGGCGGCCGCGGCUUCGUGGCCAAGAUUGCGGACUUCGGCCUGGCGCGGCACCUGGACAUCCGCACCAAGAUCGAGACGCGCACCUACGGCACGCUGACACACAUGCCGCCCGAGGCGCUGCGCGACGGCGUGAUGAGCAAGGCCACGGACGUGUACUCGCUGGGCGUGCUGCUGUGGCAGCUCUACACCAGCAGCCGGCCCUGGGCGGGGCUGCGCCACGGCCAGAUCAUUGUAAUGGUGGUGACGCAGCGCGCCCGGCUGCGCUUCCCCGACGGCACGCCGCCCGCUUACGAAGCCCUGGCGCUGGCGUGCAUGGAGCACGACCCCAAGAAGCGGCCCGCUAUUGAGGCGGUGCUGGCGGAGCUUGAGGUGAUGCGCAAUGACUGGGUGACGACGUCCUAAGGGCUUACGGAAGGGGGUUACUGGAGUGGGGGAGCAGAGACUGAGGAGUGAGGGGCGGGCGGAGAACAGCACCGGUUGGGCUGGAAAGCCGUGUGCAGGGGACACACAUUCAUCGCUGUGUAACGCAUGUUGGUGUUUAUGUUACGUGUAGCCGUAUGAUGUGUUUCGCCUGGAGUGGUACGCGUGAAGCAUGUUUCUUAAAAGCAGCUCUGUGUGCAUGCGCACACUCGAUGUCGAUUGCUGAGUUCUUGGUAAAUUUGACUUUGUCCUCCGUGACAAUGGAGACAGCCGUCAUUGUUGCGCAAUGUGUUGUGGGUUUCGUGGAGAUUUUUCUGGUGGGGUAAGGUGGGGAACUGGUGAUGGCCAGGCUUAUUUGGAUGGCGUGGGUGGCGUCGGGAGCGCCACGGUGUCCGUGAAAGCUGCUUGUAAGCAGGCACGGCAAACUGAGCAAGGGUGUUGUCCCAGGGGCAGAGCAAGCCGCGGAGCCAGUUGGCGCCACAUGCGGUCGUGGUAAACAGCGCUGUCCUCGGGUUUGCAUACUUUGAAGAAACGUACACGGCAAGGCAUGUGUUUGGUGAGGUGCCUGAAGAAACGUACACGGCAGGGCAUGUGUUUCGUGAGGUGCCUGAAGAAACGUACACGGCAGGGCAUGUGUUUGGUGAGGUACCUGACGGCGGUCGGCAUGAACGGCGGAAGGGUCCGCGGGAUGGGCGUGGCCGGCAGGGCGCAGUGAAUUGACAUGAUCGCUCUUGAGGAUUCAAGAAUGGAGUUGGGUGGUGUGCACGCAGCGCCGCGAGGGGCGUCUGCGCUGAACAUUGCACAUGCAGAUCGCAGAGGUGUGGUAGCUCGGUCGUACUGAAAGCCCAGACGAGAGGGGCCAAUCCAAAUCCUGUCGCACUCAUGGGUAUGCUGCUUAUGACACCAUCUGUUCUGAUGCCAGGUGCGGGCGUUGGUAAUGUGAGUCAGUUGUGCGUGGGGACUGCAGAGGCACUGACACAUGAGGUGCUGGGGUGGGGUGCUAUCGCCUGGCCGGGAGCCCAGAUGGUGACAGCAGUGCUACGGUGCAAUGGAACAGGGUAAGGAUCAGGUUGGCGUAGUCCCGUAGUACACUUAUUCCCAGACGCCAACAUUCAAUUUGCAGCGUCCAGGCAGAUAUUGCGCGGCUGGUACGGUAUUACGCCGGACACUGGAGGGACUGUGUGGACGCUGACACAUGGUCAAGUUGCUGGCAGGCUGGCAGUUUGCGAAUGUGCAUUCCUCACGCUCAGGGCGCACGGCGAGAGCACUGAGCACAGUUGUUGUUGCGUUUCAGGAAUGU